AUGUAUGAAACAUUAGUAGGCAUAAAUCAUGAUAACGUCUUCGAAAGCAAUUCUAAGAAAUUAGAUUUUCCUAAAGUUUUUUACAAAGAGAAUCGUGGAAGCAUUGGUGAUAUUUUGCUAAACAGUAGAUUUGACCAUGGUUACGACGAUGGCCAGGGGAUAUUUGGAAAGGGUAAUUAUAAGUUUGCAUUUGACGAAGGAAAUCCUGAUAUCCACGGAAUUAUAGAACGUCCAUGCCAAGUAUACGACACCUUCUGUAUUCGCAAGUUCUUCGCAGAACACUCCAAGUGCAAGAUAUCGGGAAGGAGACUCCCUGAUCCAUUUUUCCGGGCACAAGCUGGUUAUCAGUAUGCGAGUGCUAAUAUAUCAGUUACUGCUGUUAACGGAAUAUAUAAUGGCAUAAGUAAUGCUAGAGUGGAAGAAUUUUAUAUCAACAAAGUAACAGACAACUUGGUUAUUGCUUUCUUUUUCGACGAUGUCUCAAUAAUAUCCAACAACACAAACGCAAAAUUUUACCUGAGAGGACGAGAACCGGAAGUUCACACAGACUUCGCUAGUUUGGAUUUUAGGGAAACAUCCGUUACGAUGAUCAUACCGGGAAUAAAAAAUCUAAGGUUGGACAGAGCCGAGAUAUUCUCAGUAAAUCUUAUUGCUCCGUUUACAGCUGGACCGCGUAUAGGUUUGAGUUCAGAUCCUGAAGUUGUAGCCAUGUUUUUAUAUUUGGGGACUGUGGGCAUUCCAGUAGAAAUAUUCGAGGAAAUAAGCACGGAAGGCGUGUUCUUCGCCACUACCUACUUGCAAUACAACAUUUGCGAUUUCGGUCUUAAAGUUUUGUAAUUU
Messenger RNA from Cydia splendana, 840 nucleotides. RefSeq lists its product as uncharacterized. The coding region runs from base 1 to 837 and encodes 278 amino acids. The transcript has 6 exons. The record is from RefSeq and is a predicted model, not a curated record. Gene Ontology annotation, cellular component: extracellular region. Gene Ontology annotation, molecular function: structural molecule activity. Lineage: Eukaryota; Metazoa; Arthropoda; Insecta; Lepidoptera; Tortricidae.